Messenger RNA from Triplophysa dalaica, 4593 nucleotides. Its product is annotated as leucine-rich repeat-containing protein 49. Gene Ontology annotation, molecular function: protein binding. Bases 1099 to 2964 code for a protein of 621 amino acids. The record is from RefSeq and is a predicted model, not a curated record. NCBI's taxonomy places the organism in Eukaryota, Metazoa, Chordata, Actinopteri, Cypriniformes, Nemacheilidae. The transcript is spliced from 18 exons.
GAGAAGAAAUUGAUCCAUGGCUUUGUUUAUUGAUCACAAAUGUCACUAAACGUCUGACAGAUUGCUGUAGAAAGGUUCUCAUUUUUGUCCGUUUUUUUAACAUAAAACAGCAGACGAAAGACACGACGGUCUUUUUUUACCAUUCAACAACUGCGCCUUUUCACGCGAGUGCUUUUUCAUUUCCAUCAUGAAGCCCAAUUGGUGGAUCUUCGCGUUUGUAUGUUUGAUUCUAAUGGAUCACAUGAAAAAUGUGUGUUUGAAUGAAGCCGAUUUCGCAUCGAUAAAAAGCGUUUGACAAAUUAAUAUUCCAUGUAACUCAAUUUCUCUCAUGGAAUUCUUUACGAGCUUCGCUUGUUUUUUCCGGGUUACAUAUGGCGUGACACCGGAAACGGUCGGAUCUGUUUACGCUGAGUGGUUGCUAAGCACCCGGAGCGUCGCGCGUUCCCGAUAAGACUCUCGAUGGAGAAUCCACUUUCUUGAGACGUAAAAUAUACGUUUUUGACUCAUUUAAAUGAACGAAACACCUUUGCAGUGUUUAUAUGUGAGAGACAUGCGCUCUUAUAAACAACAGAUGAAUAAUAAUAACGAUGAAUGUGGAAGAUUUCUGCCUCCUGCCGUUAACAGUUAUAAGCAGCAUCUAGCGGCUGUGAAGUCAUUACUGCCUGACAGACUGAGCCACAGACCUAUUGAUUUGAGGUUGUCAAUCGGGCUGAGAAAUGCUUUACAAGUGGACUCCAUGAAGCAGAACCCGUCUAAAACAGUCAGGAAUCAUCGCAGUGCUGUGCCUGCGUGUGAGAGCGAGGGUCGGGCUCCAGAGCGAUGUGUGUUUUCUCUUCCUGUGCUCUUCCUGUGGGGAUGGUGUGGGAUUUGGGACCUCAGGCGUACCGGGUGCAACCCCACAGAACCAUUCAAAGCGCAGGAGCUGCGUGCUGUCAGAGUAAAGCUGUGACUCGAGAGUAACUUGCCCAACACUGGUUGUUUGUUUGUUUGUGAGGUGACACGGGGAGUCUGCGUGAUCAUUCUGCAACAGGUUUCUCCUUCAGUUUGACAGGCAUCACCUCCAGCUCAGAGAGCCUCGACCUGAGCAGACGGGGUCUAAUGGACUUUCCUCAUCUGAACGGAGGAGAUAAACUGCGUCUGCUUAACCUACAGCACAACUUCAUCUCUCACCUGCAGAACCUGACUCUCCUGCAACACCUUGUGUUCCUCGAUCUCUAUGACAACCAUUUGAUUGACAUGUCUGGCAUCUCGUCUCUCACCUCUCUGCGUGUACUUCUGCUGGGAAAGAACAGGAUCCAGAGGAUUUGUGAUGUGGAUGGUCUGAGUAAACUGGAUGUUCUGGACUUACACAGUAAUCAGAUCUGUCAGAUUGAGAACGUGUCUCAUUUGUCAGAGCUGCGUCUGUUGAAUCUGUCAGGAAAUCUCAUCACUCGAGUGGAGAAUCUUCAGGGUCUGAAAUCACUGACGGAGCUUAACCUACAGCACAACCGCAUCACAAGUGUGACGGGUGUGGAGCAUCUUCCUCGUUUGAAGCGUGUGUUUCUCAGCGCUAACAGCAUUAGCAGUUUUGAUGAGCUGGCCUGUCUGUGGAACUGUCGCUCUCUGAGUGAACUGAGUGUUGAUGGGAAUCCUGUAGCGCUGGAGUCAUGCUACAGACAGACUGUCCUCCGCUGCUGCUCAUCACACCUUCACAUACUCGACAUGAAACGCGUCACGGAGGAGGAGAGACGCACAGCGAGUGUUUCAGCACGACGGGAGGAUGAGAAGAAGAAAGAGACUCACAAACACACUGCACACAAGGAAAGGCGUCGGCUGGCGAUUCAGAAUGCAGCGCAGCAGUGGGAGGAGUUCAAAUCAUCCUCAGAGCUUCCCGCCCAGAAUGAUGUAAAAGACGAUGUCAGUCCAGACAAUAGCCCCGCCCACAGCCCUGCACUGACCAAUGGCAAUGCUCAAGAGACCUCGCCGGAUGAGCCCAGACGCUUGAGUCCACUCACGGUUUCAGCCGGAGCAAACGACAACAGAAUCAAAUCAACCAGUCGUCCAAACAGCCCCAGGUUUCAGGAGGGCAGCGGUGCAUGUGUUCAGAAUCUGUCCAUGUCAGACAGUCAUCUGGCUGAAUUAGACGGCGAGACGCUGCGUCUGAUCGGAGGCGGAGCUCUGGACACUCUGGAGCGCUGCUGGAGCGUUCAGACGGCUGCUGGCGUCACCAUCAUCUCAUUCCGUUACAUCAACUUUGACUCCAUCGUUCCCACAUUACUGCGCAUUCGCCUCAAGUUCCCAAACCUCACUCACCUGAUGUUCAUGGAGACAAACAUCUGUCAUCUUCCUCAGCUGGCCGCUCUGGCUCAGAUCAGACGUUUAGAUCAGAUCAGCAUUCAUCCAGAGGGGAAUCCUGUGCUCACCCUCUCGCUCUGGAGAUCUUUCCUCAUCUACAGACUUCAACAUCUCAACCUACACAAGAUCAACGGCACCGAGGUAAUGUUAAAUGAGAUCAUUGCGUCUGAGAGGAUGUUUGGUGCUCUGGGUCAUGUAGCUGCUACAGAAACACCUCGCUGUCGCCUGCUGCUGCUGCUGGAGGAGUCCAGUGACAGAAAGCGUCAGCUGCAGUUUGUGUUGGACGGUCGCGGUCGGCGGAUCGGUCAGAGUCCUGAAGAACUGAAGGAGAACGGAAAACAGCUGGGAGACGCUUUGAGCCGAGCGCUUAUCAACUAUCCCAUCAGAACAUCAGACAGUUCUGACACUGAGGGCGGCAGUGAUGUGUCGGAGCGUUCUGUGAUGGUGUCGCAGUAUCUCAGAGGUCUUGUUAACCGAGCGUCCAGUCACAGUGUGAAGGGAGAUGCUCUGCAGAAACUCUGGCCGUCUCUCUUCACUGAGCUGGUGAGAGACAGUGUGCUGGAGAUGAGAGACAGACCGGCCUUCAGACACUCCUCUCUCCAGCGCCAGAGAGACAGACACGUGAAAUGAACCAAUGAAUGAUCUCUGAAGUUCAGCUCUCACUUGCUGUCGCUGUUGACACAUGUUGAUCACAUGUGACCUGUAUCAAACGCCACUUUUACAAAUCAUUAUUCAAUUGACUCUUUCAUUUUCAUUUAAUAUCAUUGUGUAACAUGAUAUAUGAUAUAUUUAUUAAUAAGAGACUCCAUAUAUGACAUGAAGAAGAUAUAAGCUGUGUUAUUUUAAUAGUAAAGUUCAAUGAAAGCUGGAAGCUGUUUGGAAUGUUGCUCUAAAUUGAAACUCAAACUGCAUGAUGUUCAGUCAGCUUACACUGAAGUGUGUGUGUGUGUGUGUGUCUGUCUGUCUGUCUGUCUGUCUGUGUGAUCGAGUGAGUGAGUGAGUGAGUGAGUGAGUGAGUGUGUGAGUGAGUGAGUGUGUGAGUGAGUGAGUGAGUGAGUGAGUGAGUGAGUGUGUGAGUGAGUGAGUGAGUGAGUGUGUGAGUGUGUGAGUGAGUGAGUGAGUGUCUGUCUGUGUGAGUGAGUGAGUGAGUGAGUGAGUGAGUGAGAGUGCGUGAGUGAGUGAGAGAGUGAGUGUCUGUCUGUCUGUCUGUCUGUCUGUCUGUGUGAGUGAGUGAGUGAGUGAGUGAGUGAGUGAGUGAGUGAGUGAGUGAGUGAGUGAGUGAGUGAGUGAGUGUGUGAGUGUGUGAGUGAGUGAGUGAGUGUCUGUCUGUGUGAGUGAGUGAGUGAGUGAGUGAGUGAGUGAGAGUGCGUGAGUGAGUGAGAGAGAGAGUGAGUGUCUGUCUGUCUGUCUGUCUGUGUGAGUGAGUGUGUGAGUGAGUGAGUGAGUGAGUGAGUGUCUGUCUGUCUGUCUGUCUGUCUGUCUGUCUGUCUGUCUGUCUGUGUGAGUGAGUGAGUGUCUGUCUGUGUGAGUGAGUGAGUGAGUGAGUGAGUGAGUGAGUGAGUGAGAGUGCGUGAGUGAGUGAGAGAGUGAGUGUCUGUCUGUCUGUGUGAGUGAGUGUGUGAGUGAGUGAGUGAGUGAGUGAGUGUGUGAGUGAGUGAGUGAGUGAGUGAGUGAGUGUGUGAGUGUGUGAGUGAGUGAGUGAGUGAGUGAGUGAGUGAGUGUCUGUCUGUGUGAGUGAGUGAGUGAGUGAGUGAGAGUGCGUGAGUGAGUGAGAGAGUGAGUGUCUGUCUGUCUGUCUGUCUGUCUGUCUGUGUGAGUGAGUGAGUGUGUGAGUGAGUGAGUGAGUGAGUGAGUGUGUGAGUGAGUGAGUGAGUGAGUGUGUGAGUGAGUGAGUGAGUGAGUGAGUGAGUGUCUGUCUGUGUGAGUGAGUGAGUGAGUGAGUGAGUGAGAGUGCGUGAGUGAGUGAGAGAGUGAGUGUCUGUCUGUCUGUCUGUCUGUCUGUGUGAGUGAGUGAGUGUGUGAGUGAGUGAGUGUCUGUCUGUCUGUCUGUCUGUCUGAGUGAGUGAGUGUGAGACACAUGAGAUUUGUGUUCAGUGUUUGUGUGUUUGAGACAUUUGUGUAGAACUUCUCUUUGUUUUUAGCACAAGUUGAAUAUAAAGCAUGUUUGUCACAUUCAGUUGUUUUGUCUUUUGCUGAUUAUGGAAAGAAAAUGAUUGAGCAAAUAUUUGCAGAUGAAUAAAGAGACAGAAUUAGAAAUUA